AGAUGCUGUGGAGUCAAACGAGCGAUCCAUUUUAGCCAACUGUUUUCCAUCUUGUUUUGCAGUACAGCUUGAGAAUCUCAAGCAUCAUGUGUGUUGACACAUCGGAAACUGCAUUGUCAAGCUUUUGAAGCCCAUAUUAGAAGCUCCUAUUGUCGACAAUCAUUCAACACUGAACGGAGGGCAGGGUUCAAGAUGCCAUGGAAAAUUCCGAUGGAGAUGUGGGGUCAGCCCUUGCCUGAGAAGAUAGGCUCUGCUCCUUUGGAUUGGCGAUCUCUUGGCUUCGAAUAUGUUCCAACUAAGUCCCAUAUCCGCUUCGCUUGGAAGGAUGGAGUGUGGGAUUCCGGCCACGCAUUUCAGGAUCCGUACUUGCCGGUGCACAUGCUGGCCAAUGUCUUCCAUUAUGGACAAGCACUGUUUGAAGGCUUCAAAGGUUUCCAUACCAAGAAUGGUGAUGUUUGUACAUUUGCCGACAAACUGAGUUGGCAGCGCUUGAGCCAUGGCUGUCGGCGCUUCCGCAUGCCCGAGGUGCCACUCGAAAUAUGGGAGAAUGCCAUCAACGAAACAGUGAGGGACAAUGUGAGCUUCAUCCCUCCAUAUGGUACUAAUGGGUCCCUAUAUGUGCGACCCUUUCUGUUUGGCAGUGGUCCAAGGCUUGGCGUUGGACCUUCCACUGAAUACACCUUCGUGGUGUUUGUGAAUCCUGUUGGCAGUUACUAUCAAACCGAUAGUGGUGCAAUGCAGGCUUUGGACGGAUUGGUCAACGACACGUACGACCGAGCCGCACCGCUUGGGUGCGGUGACUGCAAAGCUGCUGGCAAUUAUGCUGCAGACCUCGAAAGCAUGCACGCGGCCAAAAGGCUGGGCUAUCCCAUCAGUCUUUAUCUUGACGCACGAGAACGCCGCUAUGUUGAGGAGUUCAACACCUCGAAUUUCGUGGCCAUCACUAAGGAUGGUCGCUACGUCACACCGGAUGCACCAAGAAGCGUGCUGGAUAGCAACACCAACAAGGUUUUGCAGCAGCUUGCUGUCGAUCUCAAUCUACCCGUUGAGCGACGGCAGAUUGACUUCGAGAAGGAGGUUGACAGCUUCGCAGAAGUUGGUGCCGUGGGGACUGCUGUGGUAGUGACACCCAUCAGGUCCUUGACUCGCGGCAACCAGACUUGGACUUUUGGAGAGCCAAAGGUCUUGCGAGAGUUGCGUGACAGGGUGCGUGCCAUCCAAAAUGGAGAGGUCGAGGAUAAGCAUGGGUGGAUGCGGCAAAUGAAGCUGGAUGAUGCUCCUCGAGAUAAGACCGUGUUGAGCGUUUACCCUGGCCUUUGACCCUCGGCAGGUUGUGUCUUGACUUGCGGUCCCUCCUGACGGGAAGGUUCCAGAUGAUGACUUCAAGUCAGCUUGAUAUUUUCUUGGCAUUGAAAGGCACGUUUGGUGCUUCAAGGCCAAUAUCAGGCCGAUUCAGCUGCAAAGGCAGCCUUUUUGCUUUUGAUCACUGGCGAUCUGUCAAUCAAGUGGCAAGACAUGAGCACGGUUUCCUUGCUUAGUCAUGCUUAGUACACGUGUUGGCAAUUGGAGUCGCCUUGUUCAGCCGUUUGAAGGCUUUUGUAUCCCAACAGUAUGUUGGUGAUUGAGAGGACAGGUUUCAAA
Molecule: messenger RNA, 1641 nt
Organism: Durusdinium trenchii
Lineage: Eukaryota; Dinophyceae; Suessiales; Symbiodiniaceae
Source: the annotation of a GenBank genome assembly